UGUGUGUUAUUUGUCCGCCACGGCCUCCCGUGCUUGGCUCUGCCUGGGAAGCAUAGAGGCGGGGAGGGAAUGGUGUAGCAGGCAAGAGGCUGUGAAACUACCCCAGGGGAAUGUGAAAACUUAAAAAGACUGAAGUCACCUACAAGACGCCGUGUCUGCGUGCCCCAACACUACCUGGUUUCUCAUGGAAGCAGAUGGAUUUGUAAGGAGGCGUCGGAUGACAGCGGAGACUACAGGCAAUGAUCCCGGAGUUGCUGGUGCAUCUGCCGGGGCAGAAGUUCGAUGGCUGGGGGGCAGAUUCUGGGGAGUUUCGGAAACUAUCGUGGGGAGCCUGUCGCCCCGGAUCGGAGGGGAAACGGAGCUACAGACUGUUGAAUGUAUCCGCAGUGCACAGGAUGCACAAACAGAGGACUCUGAACCAGACUAUGAGGGUUUGCCACAGGGAGCCUCCACUAGCACCCACAUGUUGGCCGGAGCCGUGGCCGGGAUCAUGGAGCACUGCCUCAUGUUCCCCAUCGACUGUGUCAAGACACGAAUGCAGAGCCUCCAGCCCGACCCCGCAGCCCGCUACAGGAACGUGAUGGAUGCCCUUCGCCGGAUCGUAGCCACAGAGGGAGUCUGGCGGCCAAUGAGAGGGCUGAAUGCAACAGCAAUUGGGGCGGGACCUGCCCAUGCCCUCUAUUUUGCCUGCUAUGAGAAACUCAAAAAGACUCUAAGUGAUGUCAUUCACCCAGGGGCUAACAGUCAUUUGGCUAAUGGAACAGCUGGGUGUGUGGCCACUCUGCUUCAUGAUGCAGUCAUGAACCCAGCUGAAGUUGUGAAGCAGCGCAUGCAGAUGUAUAAUUCACCCUACCGCGGCGUGUUGGACUGUGUACGCGCCGUGUGGCAGAAAGAGGGCCCUGCUGCGUUCUACCGCAGCUACACCACCCAGCUCACCAUGAACGUGCCCUUCCAGGCGCUGCACUUCAUGACCUACGAGUACCUUCAGGAGCUGCUCAACCCCCACAGACAGUACAAUCCAUCAUCCCACAUGUUGUCCGGAGCUUUGGCUGGAGCCAUUGCGGCUGCGGCCACCACACCUCUGGACGUCUGCAAGACCCUGCUCAACACCCAGGAGUCUCUAACCCUCGGCUCCCUGUCUUCCGGCCAAGGCCCCGGCAAGGGCCAAGGUCAAGCCCACAGACAAAUAUCAGGCCUGGCCCAUGCCUUCCGGACAGUGUACAGGCUGGGCGGCCUGCAGGGCUUCUUCAAGGGAGCCCAGGCGAGGGUCAUCUACCAGAUGCCCUCCACAGCCAUCAGCUGGUCGGUCUAUGAGUUCUUCAAGUAUGGACUCACCAAGCACCAGCACAACAAGAGGAGAGCACAGCACAUGGAGGUUUAGAUGUAGAUGUCUCCUUGGUUUAAUCUCGUCUAAUAUUGCUCUGCCCUCCCUGUGAGGAGAAGAUGAAGUCAAUACGCACAUAGAAUCUGAUUUAAAAUCCGCCUCAAUGGUCCCAUCCCUUUCAGACAUAGCAAACAAGAAAGACAUCUUUGAAGACAGUUCAAGUACAGUAGUUACAUUUCAGCUACACUAUUUCAAGACUAGUUAUGGUUUGAGUUAUAUUCUUUCUCUCUUCUAGGAGAAAACAUUUACACAGUAUUAUAGAACUAGUUCAUCUGGAAUUUUUUUUAAAGCCAUUCUUGUGACCACUAUGUUUCUCCAAGCUGAGGAUAAAUGUGAAGAAUGCACAAGUUUGGAAGUGGGAAGUUAGUCAGCAGAGGGCAGUAGUGUUACUUUGUUAACUUUCUUGUAGUUUCAUAAGCUUCGCUAUCCUAGGACCAGAUUUGUAUUUUCACCCAUCCAAAUCUUGAGUUUGAAAACAAAACUUUUACUGACUCCUGAUUCGGACCCCUUUCUGGAUUUAUGAAUAAAACUUUUUUUUUAAUCUCAUAACAGACUAUUCUCACAGUAGUAGUACGCACAGGCAUUCAGUCCUUAACCCAAAAUAUAUGAAUUUGAUCUAAUUUAAAAGUAUUUCGGCCAUUCAGAAUCAAAAGCAAAUUACCCUUUCUGACAACGUUUUGUUGUUAACCUUAUCCACGUUCAUUUCCUGGCAUGGAUCAGUACUCUGAUACCUUAACCUUCCAAUGUGGCCGUUCAAAUAGUCAAGACCAACUUUUAUAUCUUGAUUAAUUGAACUGUGUCUUUUGAAAUGUAGUCCAAUAGUAUUUGGUGAUUUCACCGGUCAACAAAAAAGACCAUAAAUCAGGUUUGGGGAUCCCUUUAUGUUUUGCUAUUGACUGUUAACAGUAUAAAUAUGAUGGGUCAAAUAUUUCCCCCCCCCCUUUUUCAAAUGUCGAUGUUUAAGAUUGUUCCCUAUAAUGCAAUUGGACAGAAAAAUACCAAUUUACAGGAGCUCUGAGGUAUCUGAAGUGGUGUUUACAUUUAUUUUAAAUAAUUUUGAUUCCUUAAAUGGUAUUUUAUUUCCAGCAAAUAUAUUACUUUAAACGUUCCCUUUUGAACUUUUCCCCCAUUUAUGUGUUAAACCAACCCUCGGAUCCUCCAAAUACUCACCAUUAAUGCCUUGUGUAGAUUGACAGAGCAGACCAGGGCAGCGUAAGAUUGCCAUUUCUGUGCAUUAACUGUAGCCAUCAGCCUGUUUUCAGCUUGUGAACUUAGUUUCAAUAUCUGUGAUCAAGAGCAAAAGUUGUGUACAAUAUACUGUGCCCAAAAGAAGAAUUUAACUUAUCAAGGAGUUCAGUAUCCCACAAGAUAUGUGUCUGUUCCCCCAUUGAGUACACCUAAAUGGAAGCUGUCAUUCUUACUGAUUGAUGUCUGAUUGUUUCCGACACUGAAUUGCACUCGUUGAAUAAAGACUGAGCGGUGGGAAUCUACUCACUGCUCAUAAAUGAUGGGA
This is a messenger RNA of Dicentrarchus labrax (European seabass), 2897 nucleotides long. RefSeq names its product solute carrier family 25 member 28 (gene slc25a28). Gene Ontology annotation, molecular function: ferrous iron transmembrane transporter activity. The transcript is spliced from 4 exons. Lineage: Eukaryota; Metazoa; Chordata; Actinopteri; Moronidae. The record is from RefSeq and is a predicted model, not a curated record. Gene Ontology annotation, biological process: iron import into the mitochondrion. Gene Ontology annotation, cellular component: mitochondrial membrane. The coding region runs from base 185 to 1381 and encodes 398 amino acids.